UAAAUCCGGCAGACCAUGCCACACGAGCGUUGCCCGCUGAGCAGCUCUCCAGCUCCACCUGGCUCAGAGGCCCAGCUUUCCUCUCCAGGUUGGACCAAAGUCAAGUUCGAAGUCAAACCUUCGAUCUCAUAGACCCAGAGACUGACUGUGAGUUGCGUCCUGAGGUAACAACUUGCACUACCACCCUAUCAAAAGGCCAGUUUAAUAGUGCCAGAUUUGAAAGGUUUUCAAGUUGGAAGGUGCUGCAAAAGGCUAUUGCCAAACUCCAACAUAUAGCUCAAUCAUUCAAGAACAACUCUGAGGUUUCCUGUCGUGGCUGGCACAACUGCAACAAACAUUUAACUGAAAAGUCACUGCAACUAGCCAAGACCACGAUCAUUCGCACCGUUCAAAGAGAGGUCUUCGCAGAAGAUAUUGGAUGCAUUGAAAAAGGCACAGCUCUAAAAAACUCAAGUCCACUCAGCAAACUGAAUCCAUUUGUUGACACGCAAGGGCUCCUUAAAGUUGGAGGCCGACUAAAGAAAGCACAGUUGUCUGCAGAAGAAACCAAUCCCAUACUCGUCCCUGGAAAGCAUCAUCUUGCUCAGCUCAUAAUAAGACACUUUCACGAAAAAUUAUGUCACCAGGGAAGGCAUUUCACGGAGGGAGCAGUCAGAGCAGGGGGCUUUUGGAUUGUGGGAGGAAAAAGAGCAGUAAGCAGUGUGAUUUUCAAGUGCAUCCCAUGCCGCAAAUUAAGGGGCAGGCAACCUGAACAGAUAAUGGCUGAACUUCCUGAGGACAGGCUGUCCACGGACCCUCCUUUCACAAAUGUAGGCCUUGAUGUGUUCGGUCCCUGGUCCGUUACAGUGAGAAAAACGCGUGGUGCUAAUGCAGAUGCUAAAAGAUGGGCAGUCAUAUUCACCUGCAUGAGUACACGUGCAAUUCAUAUUGAAGUGAUUGAGUCAAUGGACACAUCGUCAUUCAUUAAUGCACUGCGUCGUUUCUUUGCCAUCCGAGGUGGUGCCAAACUCUUGAGAUCUGAUUGUGGGACAAAUUUUGUGAGUGCCUGCAAAGAGCUCCAAAUAGACAAACUAGGCUGUCACAAUGACAAAAUAGGCACAUUCUUGAAAGACAGUGCGUGCAAAUGGCAGUUCAAUCCUCCACAUGCAUCCCAUAUGGCUGGUUCCUGGGAACGCAUGAUCGGCGUCACCCGAAAAAUCCUCAAUGCAAUGCUCCUUGAACAUCCAUAUGGGAAGCUCACACAUGAAGUACUCGUAACAUUGUUAGCUGAAGUCACCGCAAUUGUAAAUGCCCGUCCGCUAACAGCCGUUUCUACAGAUCCCGAAAACCCAGUCAUUCUUACUCCUGCGAUGCUACUCACGCAAAAGGUUGGCACACCACCGAUUCCACCAGGGCAGUUUCAGACCAGUGACCUAUUCAAAGCCCAAUGGAAGCGCGUGCAGUACUUAGCUAAUGUUUUCUGGAGUCGUUGGCAGAAAGAAUACAUCGCAGGCUUGCAGGUUCGUCGCAAGUGGAAAAUAAAAAAGCCGAACCUUCAAAUGGGCGACGUUGUUUUAAUGAGGGAGUCUCUGGAACAUAGGAAUAAUUGGCCACUCGGACUGAUCACAAAAUCUUUCCCAAGUGAGGACGGUAAUGUCAGAAAAGUUGAGGUUAAGAUUUGCCGAAACGGCGAGAAUAGGUUUUACAUUCGCCCAAUUCGUGAAGUUGUGCUUUUGCUGUCUAAGGGUAGCAUGUAAAACGAGUUGUUGUUGUGUAUCGUUCAUUAGUUAAGAGCUGACAUCUUGCAGAUGUCAGGCGGGGAGUGUUGUGUCCUCUGGUCUUAUGUUGACUACUUUUUGGGUUUAAUUUCUUUCUAAGAUUGUACAUUGUUCAUCCGUCCACAGGAUGUCGCUAUUCUAACUCAGAAUCUUAAGUUUUUCUUUGGUAUUGCUGUUUGCGCUCGGCUUCCCCUGGUGGCGACUUGCUGUAAGCAGCAGGCAGAAAGAACUUUUUAUUUCAGUUGGAAAAGAGGCCUUGAGGUGUUAAGACGUUACACACCUCCUCUGCACCAUACAUCGUUGGGAACCCUUGACAAAACAAAAUCUGUAAGUUUGUACGUUUUAACAGUGGGUUAGAUGUAAUUUUGGUGUGUCUAUUCUGUUAUUUUGUUGUUGUUUAUGUGGCGCGAACCCACACGUUUUUGUGCUAAGCUAAAGUAGCCACUUCAUUUCAUUUGCUCAUAAUGGAGCCAGUUUUCUGUUAUUUACAUAAACAUGUUAUUGUAUAGAACCUUUUAUUUUGUGUAUAACAUUUGUGUUUUAUGUAUGUUUCAGUUUUACCACACACACGCACACACGUUGACACAAAGAAAUAAAUGAGAGGAAGGAGUUCGGGCCUCCAAGUUUCUUUGUCGGUUUAGCUCGCUGCCAAAGUCGAGUAGCCAUACGCUCGGCUGAGGGCAGAAGAGUAUCCAUAUUUUUACCUAAGAAAAAAAGUGAAUACUUCAUCACCACUGCCCAAAUGUAAUAUUCAUACUUUUUUGUCUGCUUUCUGCUUUCAUUCACACGCUUUGAACCAUUGACACCGUUCAAUCUUCCAAACUUAAAAAAAAAAAAUCAUGUUUUCAUGUGAGCCAGGCUGUAUUUUGAAUGAAUGAAUGAAUGAGAAUGCUUUAUUUUGGACAUGAGAAAGGUACAAAGGUAUUUCAAUUUUAUCCCUAACAGUCACAAAAAAAAAAUCAAUUGCAAAAAUUUAUGGAUUUGAACAUUUCGAACUGCUACUUGUUGUACAGUUGUUGUCCCAUUCACAUAAUUCGCACUUUAAAAAAUUCACCAAGACACACAAAAGCUUUUGCAGAAUCGUACAGUUCUGUAAAAACUACUAAUACAUUUUCAAUGGUGCUAUUCAAUUCCCACAAAACGUGUCCGUUCACUCCAACUGAUUUCUACAAGUCAGACCUGCAAAAAAAUUCAUUUUGGACAGAAACCCUCCUCGGAUUACCCCCAAAUUAACUGAAAAUGGUCCCAAAUAUACAGGUAGUGACUCGGAAAUACCCCAAAAUCAAUAGAAAAUUGACCCGGAAAUGCCCUGCAAUUAAUAAGGGAGUGAGAGACAAUUAACUCAUUGCCUGCCAUUGACCACGAUAGACAUCCAAUUCAUUUAAACUGGGACGACUUGCUGUGAAUGGUCAUUUUUGAGUGCCACUGACAAUGCUAGAUGUCUAAUCCACUAGCGUCGUCAUUUGCAGACAAUGAGUUAACAAAGAUAAUCUCCUCCAAUACUAUCACAAGUGCUGCAAAAUCAAACUUACCCCAUGACAACAAAUUUCUGUUCACCUGUGGUCGUGCAAAAACAAAUAACUGAAUAUUGAUACAUUUGCAAUCAAAUAUCUUAUCUGGAAAUAACAUCUCAGUGUCGAUGCUUGGAUAAUUUUUCAUUAUUUUGACAACCCUACUCCCAGUCCAAAGUCUUGAAUGUUUUUCUUGUUUCAUUUUAUUCAAAGUGUAACCGAUAGAAGGAUGGCAUGCAAUUGAAAGUGGAUGAGGAAAAUACAUUAAAAUAAAGACAUACUGUAGAAAUAAAAUCCAUACGUGGAAAACAGUCUUUGGCGUGUAGGCCAAGAUCCUAGUGCCUGCCAAGGUCUACUACCUCGAGCAAAACUGAUAAACAUGAUGAGUGUCAUAUGCGAAAACCUCAGCCCACAUUUUUUUUUAUCCACAACCAAAAUCAACAGAAAGUGACUCAUUAGUGCCCCAAAACCAAAAUAACUUACACGAAAUCAACAUAAUUGCACCACAGUUGGACAAAAACUUUCCCAUACAUUUUCAAUGAUGAUUAAUAUGUUUGACACUUUCACAAAAAUUAACAGGAAGUGACCAAAAAUGUACACAAACUGAUCCGUAAAUGCCCCAAAACCAACAAGAAGUGAGCAUAACUGAAUACGAAGAGAUCACUGAAAAGGAAGUUACCCAGAAUUGCCAUAAAAUAAACACGAAAUUAUCGAAAGUGUAUAGAAAGUGAUGAAAAUGCACCAAAACGUACAGAAAGUGACCCAAAACCAGCAGGAGGUUCCCUAAAAUCAACAGGUAAUGACCUGGGAAUGAAUAUAAAAAAACAAAUGAAUAAAUAAAUACAUAAUAAAAAUAAAUAAGAAAAUAAUUAAAAAAAAAAAAAAAAUUAAAAAAGCAACAAAUUUUUUAAAAUUAAUUAAAAAUAUAUAAAUAAAUAAAAAAUAAAAAAACAAUUAGAAAAAAAAAAUAAACAAAUACAAAAAUUAAUAAAUAUAUAUAUAUAUAUUUUUUUUAAAUUGGAUGGGAAAAAAAAGGUAAUGACUGGGAAUGCCCACAAAUCAACAGAAAAUGGCCAAUAAACAGAAGGUGACCUGUAAAUGAACUAAAAACCAACAGGAAAAUCCCAAAAAUGUACAGGAUGCACCAAAAUGUACCGGAAAUGAUCCAAAAUCAAUAGGAAUUGACCCUAAAUUAAUUCACUACCUGCCAUUGACAACAAUAGACCUUUAAUUCAUUUAAAUUGGGAGGACUGGAUGUCAAUCUUUCUAUGCCAUUAACGCUACCAGAAGUCCAAUCCAUUUGGACUGGGAUGUGCGCAUGUAAAAAUUUGCUUUGCAAAGCAACCCCUACAAUGAAAUACAUUUAAUUAGUUAUUUCAAUGGAUGAAACAUACAAUAAAUUGUCCUGUUUUUCUGUGUUAAAUUUGGUUAUCAAAUAUCACAUAUAAAGAGUUUUUGUAAAAAUUGUUUACCCCUCAUUUUAGAAAUUUAAGCUACAUUGACUUCACAAGUAGUGUUGGGCAUCGUUUGAAUUUGAAUGGUUCCGGUUCCGAUUCCACAUUUAGAUUCCGGUUCUAAACGAUUCUUGAUUCCGAUUCUUUUAAUAGGCAAGGUAAAACAUAUUGCGUAGUUUAUAUCAAUUUAUCAACUUCUCGAUUAUUUUUUUUAAUUAUAUGAACUUUCAAUGAACUUUGCUCAGAGACAUCAAGAAACUUGACUGGAAAGCUUUUUCAUUCUCUGGGCCCCGCUUGCCCGUAGGGGGCUAUGUGACUCAGCUUCAUUUAUUAGAAGUCGGUGGGAGUGAAAGCCGGAUUUACAUUUAAAACAUACGCAUACUAACAAGAAGGAUUGUGUCAGGAGACAUUUGUUCGAGGAUUCAAGGUAAUUAUUAUAUUUUUCGUAGAAUAUGCAUGCAUUUUGAAACGUUGUGGGAAAAAAAAACCAAUGGGAGAAAUUAGCAGCUACAAUGUUGACAUUAUACCUCGCAAUAUUCACGUAAAAUAAAUGCUACCUGCACGUUUUUUUGCUCUUAACCAAGAAUCGAGACUGUUUUAAAGGAUUCAGGGAUUUAAGCAUUUUUUCAUAGGAAUUUCAAUGUAAAAAGCUCUUUGUUGUGGACUUGUAGUAAGGCGGCGCCACAGCGAACUUAAAGACGAGCCACACAUUCACAAUGUUUACGUAAAAUAAAUGCUACCUGCAUGGUUUCGUUUGCUUUUAACCAAGAAUUGAGACUGUUUUACGUUCAUAUCUAUAAAGAAUUCAGGGAUUUAAGCAUUUAUCCACAAUAAUUUCAACGUAAAAAGCGGCCAUGUUGGAUUUUGUAUCCCUAGAUUUUAUUUGAGACAUUUCUGCGUUCAUAUUAAAAAACAAUCAGCCCUUUACGUGUUUUAUUUUAUAUAGUCUUUCAAUCUAAUAACUUUCAGUGAAACACCAUGGUCAUACACCAACCCAUACGCCGACGGCAACAAGCAGAUCUUCUUCUACUUUGAUCCCGUUCACCUUUGGAAGAACAUCUACAGCAGCUUCCACAACAAUGGCUGCCUGGUGCUGCCUAGGUGUCCUGGGGCUGAAGAGCCUGAGAGGAUGAGGACUGCAGGUUGACCAGAGAAGGUGCAGGCACCCUCUUCGAUCGAGAAGCAGAGUGUCGGGCUCAUCAUGGCGGUUGUCAACCCCAACACGGUCGCACGGGCAAGGGGGAACACAGGGAAACACGGGCCGACAUCCUGGAGAUGUUCCAGAGGACAAGGGAGACCUGGAGACGGGCCGGGCGGUCCUCAAGCGGCCAUCUCUCCCCAUGGUACACAUGGCGUCCUUCGGAAUGUCACUGUGGGACUCCCUGAUGUGCAGGAAGUGCAAGAGCACCUGCUGGAGUUCCUGGAUGUCCCUCUGCAACUGUUUUGGUGCAAACUUCUCCAAGGAUGUGACUUCAGAAGUGAGGAAGAACAAGGCCUUAGAGUGGCCAGCCGGCAGGAAAAGGAGCAGAGUGGAGGAGGGCAGAAAGGAGACGCCGAGGAACAGGGACUUGUACAAGUCAAGGUGACCAGAAAACGCAAGGCAUAGAAAAAGGCUAUGUGAUGUUGAAAGUCGAGGCUCACAUCAUGAUGGCACCACAUCGAUUAUUUGCACUGCCUGAACUAUAGGACUACUUCAUACGCAUUUUAUAUUUAUGUUUAUUUAGAUUUCAUAUUUGCACGCCACGAGAUUUUAACUCAUCCUGCACUGUAAGGGGAUGCUCCACAAUUACAUUGUAUAACUGUAUAAUGAUAAUAAAGGGCUAUUUUAUUCUCUAAUAAGUUGUGAUUGCAUAUAGAAUUUGUUAAUAAUCUAUUUACAUAUUAUUUAUAAUUGAUUCCGCAUGUUUUCCUCAAGUAUUAAGUUUCUGAUGUUAAAUUGAGUGAUUUAUUAGCUGUUGAAAACUUGCAGUAAAAAAAAAAAAAAAAAAUGGAGUUGCUAUUUUGGUCAAAAACGUAUAUGAUAUGUUAAAAAUUGCUAUUGAUCCUGAAAUUUUAGGUGAUUAUCUCUGCAUUUGGAGAUUUUUGUGCAUCUAGUGUAAAAUCUGAGAAUUUUAUAGCCAUUUUAAGUUUUGUUAUACUUAUAUCAAAAAUAAUUAAUCCGUAUUUUAUAAGGGAACGACUUUGAAUUUUAUAGUGCCGCAGCUCACGGAGACUCAUAUAUGGCUAAGGUGGCUGCCUGUUUUGGUUUUAGGUCGGUAGCAGCGUUAGUUUUGAUAAAUUUGAAGCCUUGAAAAUAGGCCCAUUACGGAUCGGCCCCAUUUCCCGUGUCAUGUCGAGUAUUAUGAAGUCUAUGCUUUGCAAUGAAUUUCUCACAGGGCUAUUUUUAACUUGUAUAUAAUUUUCAGUCUUUGAACUUGAAUAUAAUGAAGUUUCUUUCCAUAUGAGUGCACUUUCACAAAGGUGCAUAUUUUUCAAAAGCUCACCAAGAAAACAGUUACACAUAUUCUUUUGCCUAUGUUUUAGAGUGUCUUAUGCUGCAGGCAUUUAUUGUAACUCCAGAUUCAAGUUUUUCUUUGCUUUGGCUAUGUGCGCUUGGCUUCCGCUUGGCUUCCCCUAGUGGUGACUUAGUGGAAGCAGCAGACAAAAAGGGCUUAUUACUGUAGUUGGAAAAGAAUCCUUGAGGUGUACAAAUGCUACACACCUCCUCUGCACUACACAUCAUUGGGAACCCUUGAUAAAACAAAAUCUGUAAGUUUGCACGUUCUAACAGAGGGUCUGAUAUCAUUUUGGUGUGUGUAUUCUGUUACUUAGUUGUCAUUUAUGUGAAGCAAAGCAACACGUUUUUGUGCUAAGCUAAAUUAACCACUUCAUUUGAUUUUCUCAUAACGGAGCUAGUCUUCAUGUGGCAUCUUCUUCAUGGUGUUCGGCAGCUAUUUUUUCCGGCUGGCGGUCUGGGCAUCGAAACUUGGAAUCAAAUUUUACAAAUUUGAACGGUUCCGGGAGAACCGGCGUAUUAGUCCCUGAUCCCAUCGAUGCUCGAUGCCCAACUGUAUUCUUAAGGAAUUCAUAGGAAAACGAUCAAUAUGUCAUUAGAAAGCUAGAAAAAUUGGUCACUGUGACUCAUUUUGCUGCACUGGCUCGCAUAUAUUAACACAUUCCAGCACUGUUAGGACCCUGCUGAGUGUUAUCUAGUGGUUGAUGUGGUUUUAUUGCAUUCUUCCUUCUUGAGAAAAAGUGGAAAAUUGAAGAGAAAGUGGAGCGAAAAUGUCUUUGGAAAAAGCUGAUUCACACGCGUCCACAUAAAUGUCACAGAAGAUUUAAGCGACGCGCCGUCCCAGGGCUGCAACCUUUUGGCCCGACAGUUUGCUUUUUCCCACCGUCCUCGGACUCACUCCUAUAACGUGCGUGCGUAAGUUUCAGCCUCCUGAAGGACUGCAUAAAGGAUCUUUAGAAGUCGUAGGUUAUGUCUCCUGUCCACAAGUCAUGAAAGUCAAAUGACUACAGAAUACAGUUUCUGGAGAAAUUGCGUCGGAAUGCUUUAGCCUUCCAUGGGUCACUUUCAGUAGAUUUUUUUUUUUACUUUGUAUCAAUUUGGGGCAUUUUUGGGGUCAUUUCUUUGUGACUCAUUGGCUCCCAUUGACUGUGCUAAAAGUAGGUUCCAUUUGGAAUGGUCACCGGUUGAUUUUGGGUCACUUACUAAUGGUUUUGAGGCAUUUAUGGGUCACUUCCUAUUAAUUUUUUAGUAAUUCUAAGACCACGGUAUGGGUGAAUUGAAAUGUUUUUUUCAGAGUAGAAUGAAUGGGGCCAUUGAAAAUGUUUGGGGACGUUUUGGUCAAUUUUUUUCAAACAGUCUAAAUUGAUUGCACUGCAAAAACACACCGCCUUAAAACUAGAUACAUUCUCUUGUUUUCAGUGUAAUUCUACUAGAAAUAAGUGAAAUCUCCCAGUGCUCCAAGUAAAUUUUAAUCACUUACAGUGGAUUUCCAUACGCUUAUACCACUGAAAUGUGCACCUAAUCGAUUCAGGUUCGAGUAAAAUUAUUAUAAUCAUUAAUGAAAGCUCGCUUUUCAAGUCCAAAACAAUUAUUACAGGGUGAUGGUCAUCAGGCCGGCCUGCUCUACCGAUGAGAUUAAUUUAUUUUUAAUUUUUUUUUUUCUUUUCUGGGAGUUGGAAACCCUACACACAGUUAGGAGGCUAGCCCUAUUAAUGUUACUUAGCUUCAAUUCCAACCUAAUCUAGAAAUGUACAUUUUCAUUAAAUUGGAAAUAUCUAAACAUUUAGCAAGAUACAUAAUAAAAUCAAUAAUAUCAAUCUUCAUUAAAGCUUUUGAAAUUGGAUGUAUUUUUCUUGUAGAUCUUGGUGGUCCAUAUAAACUCAAUUGAGUUUCACAGACGUAUACACUCCUCAUGGCAAUCCCGGAAGAAGGAAUGAUGUCAUGUGAAUUCUGUCUAUCUUGGUCAAUGGCAGGCAAUGAUAGAUAGAUAGAUAGAUAGAUAGAUAGACAGACAGACAGACAGACAGACAGACAGACAGACAGACAGACAGACAGACAGACAGACAGACAGACAGACAGACAGACAGACAGACAGACAGACAGGCAGGCAGACAGACAGACAGACAGACAGACAGACAGACAGACAGACAGACAGACAGACGGGCGGACGAUUUAAAAAAAUAAGUAAAUGGUAAUAUUUAUUUGUUCAUUUUUGUGAGAGGCAGGGAAUUUUUCUGUUCACUUCCUGCUGAAAGAGGGUCAUUUUUUCCCUAUUUUAAAUAAAUGAGUAUGUUUUUGUCAGAUUUUUAAAUGAAUUGGCAGCUGACACAUCAGUUUUAAGCGGGGAACACUUUGCUUUCCUCGUCACUUGGUCGGAAGUGCCCACUUUAUGACGUUAUUCUUGGCCCGCUCCAACUAAUACCACAACAUAUCCUGGUGCAAUGUAAAAAAGGAUUCAAAUUGGGGCUAUAAAAAGCUCUAAGGCUAAAGGAAUGUACACUUUUUUCAAAUGGAGACUUUUACGAUUUCCUUUAAAAAGUUUUUAUAUCAUUCCCUACCGAUCGCGACAAGCCGGGGUUCCCUGAUCGAUUCCCGCCUGGCUCAAUCUUCCUAAGGUGAAGCUUUAAAAAAAAAAAAGUUCAAAUGCAGCGGGAUCCCCUUACACGUGUCAACUCCUGAAGUUUUUUGUUUUUAUUCCCCCAACAGGUUUAAAGAGCGCACAUGUUUGUCUGGUUUUCCCAUCUUGCACCCCGUCGCCACGGCGACACACUAAUGUUAGCGUUUGGCAAAUCGCGACUGUGAUGCUGUGUUGAGGAUUAGCGUUUGACGACGUUUUCUUUUUUUAUUUCAUGUUUUGAAGGAGUGGGAGGAGCUUGUUGUGAAUGUUCUGAACACCUGUUUCAAUACCAGUUAAGUGAUUGACUGCCCUUGAUGGUGACUGGCAUCCAUUCCAUUUGAAUUGGGAGGGUGGCCCCUCCCACUUCAAAUGGAGCCGAUGUCUACUAGUGAUAAACUCAUUUCAAUUCACAACAGAAGGAUGAUUGGACUCCUUUUCAUGCAGCAGCAUUCUGGAUUGGAUGCAGCCUGGAUGAUUUUUUUUGUAAAGCUCUGUAAAUAAAAAUUGUAGUAGAUAACUGAUUGACUGCGGUUGAUGGAGAUAACCGUUCAAGCAAUUUGAUGUGGGAGGGUUGGCAAGUAAUGAGCGAAAAUCACAAAAAACGUUACAACCACGGAAAACCUAAAAAAUAAAAUCGUAAACCACAACACAUCGUACAAAACCAAAAUAUAUAAAAAUCAAAAAAGGGCAACAAAAAGUUGAAAAACCAGUAAUACUGCAAAAAAACUGUAAACUGAAACAUCUAAAAACAGCACAAAAAAGUUAGCAGAGAAUAAAUGAAAAUUGCAAAAAACGUGACAACCAAAAAAAAACAAUAAUUAAAAAAAACAUCAACCACAAGAAAUUGUGCAAGACGGAAACAUUUAAAACAAAGAGAGAAAGGGCAACGAAAAGUUAUAAAACAGAUAAUAAUGCAAAAAAAAUGUCUGAAAACUAAAGAAUCUAAAAACAGCCCAAAAAAUGUUACAAAAAAAAUAAUAAUAAUAAAAGUACAAAAAAUGCACACAAAAAAAUCACAAAACUUGAAAAACACAUGAAAAGUGAAAACGGCCAGAAACAAACAAAUGGUCCCUGGCAGCCCUCUCAGUCCAAAACGACUGGACAUCCAUAGCCGCUAUCACAUUCAAUGACUUAAUCUAUGAACUAACAUUAGAAGAAUGUGAAUGGUAUAAAUGUGUUUCCUUAGUUUGAGUGUUCUACAUAAGUGCUGGUAUGCCAAAGUUACCGUUUGGUCAAUGUAUAAGAGUUCAAGCAGAUCUGGUUAAUUUUUCACAUGUCAGUGGCAGCCAACAAGUUAACUGAAAGAAGCUUCGAUCCGAGUUAAGGCUGACGAGUGAUGACCCAUCUGCAAGUACCUGAUUUGUACUUGCACACUUUGACCAUGUGCACUUGAGCCAUGUGGAAUCCCAGUGAUGAUGAUGAUGAUGUAUUGGAGGGGUCUACAACUUCAGAGGUGGUAUCCUCCUGUAUCGUGCAGCUUCCCCCCAUAAAACACUUUCAUGUUUUUACAGGGGGGGUCGGGCUAUAUUCUACAGGUGGAGUCAAAUAUGUGUCUGACCCCCAAAUGCACCCCCUUAUUCUCAUCCUCAGACAGAGGAUAUUUUUUUUAGUGGGGGUGGCAUGCUUUGUUGACAUUUCCACCUGUCUUCAAUACAGUAAAUGGACCCGUUGGUUGAGACACCCCGAAACUAAAUCGGUAGUUCCUGAAGGAAUGUUUUGAAAAUGAAGCCCUCAGAGCCAGAUUGACAUGGCUGCAGACGUUUGCUGCAAAAUUUAAAACUUACAGUAUAUUAAAAAGAAGGGUGACCUUAUGUAACCGGUGGUGUUCAUGUGCUUUGUCUAUUAAUAUUGAAGGGAGCCAGGACUUGAUAUGGGCUUUUUAUUUAUUUAUUUAUUUUAAUUAGGAGAAAGCAGCUAGCAGGAAGGGAGUAUGAGGGGACAGAAAGGAAAAUAGAAGAGGAGAGAAAGAGAGACAGAAGAGGAGAAGAACAAAUAACAACAAGAAAUACAUUAAAGGCCUAGACUACCUAUGAAAAUAGUGGUGCUAUCGUUAGCUAAUUGUAAUUCACGUGGACACCAUGUGGGGGGUCUGAGACCGAGAAGAAAGAGGACGGGGGUGAGUCAGAAAGAGAUGUGGUCAGGCGGGGUGGAGCGUACUCAAAUCAGCAAUGUGAGGUGUGGAACCCAGUAUUAUGUGAAUGAAAUGUAAGUGUGGAUAUAUUCACAUCCUGUUACUAUGCUACCUGAUCACGAAUCCUGGCACCGACACUUUCUCUACUUGAGUGUGUCUAAUUGCCACAGCACUUCCCUAGCCCAUCCCCCUUUCCGCCGCUCCAGGAAAAAGGCCGCCGCCAUCCACCCGGACCAUCCACGCCCCCUUAACUGGCCUUCAGUGAAGGGAUUAGGGGACGCACCAACACCCCUCCACAUACCGACCCACCAUCCACAGCCGCAACCCCCCAGCCGACACGGCACACCGCAGGACCCCCAAGGCCCGCUAGGCGCGAUGAGCUUUUAUUUGCACUGAUGAAUAAAAGUUAUUAAAAAAAAAAAAAUCCUAUCAAAUUUGGCAUUAGUAAUGUGGCCCUUUCCACUGACAUUCACAGAAAAAAGGGCACAUACUGUAUAUGACAAAAGCUCACAAAAAUAAAAAUCCUCACGUCUAAGUUGGCAUUAGUAACAUGCCCCUCUUCAAAUUAAAUAACAAAGAAAGGUAAUGCAAUAUUUUAUGGCGCUUAUCAGGGGCGGAACUUAAGGGAGCCUAGGGGAGCGACCGUACCCGGGUUUGCAGGCGUGAAGUGUCCGUGGUUGGAGGAGGGAAGGGUCAAACAGAAAGUUAAAAUGAUACGCGGAGCUGUUAUAUAGUGUUUUAAGUGUUAAAUAUCUUUGCCAGUCACUCGGCCAGUUGUCUGGAAAUUUCCACUUGACCAAACACAGACACACAGACACGCUAGACGACCGUCUUGAGGGGCCCACGAAAGUGUGGAGGGUUCAGCAAAUAAUUGUCCACCAGCACCCCACCCAAUAAGCACCAAUUAAACUGGAAACAUACCGAAAUCAUAUUGCUACUCUUAGUGCUGAGGAAGACACAGUCCAUCGUCCAUCACGGAAAUUUGCGGUUUAUUUUGUUGCCGAUGCCGACCAAAAAUGACGUAAUGUCAGGGUUUUGUCCUCCCCGCACAGACAGCGCCAAGAUUCCAACACGGGAUAAAUAGCCCCUUUCAGACAUACACCCGGGUUAUUCCCGGCACAUCUCCCCAUGCCUGAAAGCCAUGACACAGGUACAUCCCGCGUCACCUUACACAGGAAUUUAGCGAGAUAUAAGUCUGAUAGGGGCCAAAGGUAACCCAACUUCAAGGAAAAUGUGUCGUGUUGAUAAUUGACAAAGGUCAAACAAACAAUAUGCAAAUACAAAUUUCCAGUUUUGAAACAGGAGGAUAAACUGCAAUAAAAUGUGAGAAAAUAAGAAAUUAAACAAUUGUGCGUAAUUAUAGCAACAUAAACAUAUAAUAUUUGCUUGGAUGAGCUACACCUGUUAUGCUUAGAAUGCGGAACAUUUUUGGUUUUUGUUAUUGCGUGUGAGCAGAUCACGGGGGCGAAUUUUGAUGAGUCCUCAGAAACCAUACAUACAAACACUGAACUCUAACAGUUCCACAAGGUCAGAUCUUGAUCAAAUGUUUCACUUGGCCACAUGAAAUGUGAUGCCACUGUAUCAUGAACAGAUCCCUAAAAAAGAAACUUUAGCAGACACUUUUAUUUGAUAUUCCUCUAACAUAAUUAUACAAAUUGUACUGAUUGUCUUUCGGGUUCAGUUUAUAACUUUUAUUUGUGUUUUUACCAUGAAAAUUGAGAUAGGUUCGUGUGUGAGACACCUGAAACAGGCCAUGGGCCAACUUCGUUAAAACACAGUGUGUUGAUGUCACAACACUCACAUUAGCAGAGGUGCUGUUGACAAAACAGGCGUAAAGUUGCACAGUGGCAACAGCUUGUUUUUCAAGCAGCACCAAGGUUAACACCCGCAGAGCUCACCUGUGAAAGAUGACACGAUUGGAACAUCGAAAACUGAGA
Molecule: messenger RNA, 13901 nt
Organism: Corythoichthys intestinalis (scribbled pipefish)
Lineage: Eukaryota; Metazoa; Chordata; Actinopteri; Syngnathiformes; Syngnathidae
Exons: 2
Coding region: 759-1736 (325 amino acids)
Biological process (GO): DNA integration
Molecular function (GO): nucleic acid binding
Source: RefSeq, a predicted model, not a curated record